Molecule: messenger RNA, 750 nt
Organism: Aspergillus novofumigatus IBT 16806
Lineage: Eukaryota; Fungi; Ascomycota; Eurotiomycetes; Eurotiales; Aspergillaceae
Gene: rps23
Product: 40S ribosomal protein uS12
Exons: 3
Coding region: 77-514 (145 amino acids)
Biological process (GO): translation
Cellular component (GO): ribosome; cytosolic small ribosomal subunit
Molecular function (GO): structural constituent of ribosome
Source: RefSeq, a predicted model, not a curated record
CAACCAUCCCAUCAGGCCUUUUGGCGAUAACUUUUGUUUCCAGUCGUUGACCGUCCUUCGAACAUAAUACGCCAAGAUGGGUAAGGGAAAGCCCCGUGGUUUGAACGCCGCGCGCAAGCUCGCCAACCACCGCCGUGAGCAGCGCUGGGCCGACUUGCACUACAAGAAGCGCCUUCUCGGUACCGCUUUCAAGUCCUCUCCCUUCGGAGGUGCCUCCCACGCCAAGGGUAUCGUCCUCGAAAAGGUCGGAGUUGAGGCCAAGCAGCCCAACUCUGCCAUUCGGAAGUGUGUCAAGGUCCAGCUGAUCAAGAACGGCAAGAAGGUCACCGCUUUCGUCCCCAACGACGGUUGCUUGAACUUCAUCGACGAGAACGACGAGGUUCUCCUUGCUGGUUUCGGUCGUAAGGGCAAGGCCAAGGGUGAUAUUCCCGGUGUUCGUUUCAAGGUCGUCAAGGUCUCUGGUGUCGGUCUGCUCGCUCUGUGGAAGGAGAAGAAGGAGAAGCCCCGUUCGUAAACAAUAUGUACGAAAGGAAAUGGACGAUGCCGUGGGAUAUUGGUUGCCGGGAAAGGGCCCCAUUCCAUCGAAGCCUGGGAACAUAUGGUCUAUGGUCUGGAAAAUUAUGGUUCGGGACGGAUGACCCUGCAAAUACAUUGCAGUCACUAUGAUUGAGAUACUCAUAAAACAUGGCGCCAUGAUUUUUUAUUUCUUUGGGAAGGGCCCGGAAUGUCAAAUGUUCAAACAAUAUCUAC